Messenger RNA from Drosophila suzukii, 1936 nucleotides. RefSeq names its product goosecoid homeobox (gene Gsc). Gene Ontology annotation, molecular function: RNA polymerase II cis-regulatory region sequence-specific DNA binding; DNA-binding transcription factor activity, RNA polymerase II-specific. The record is from RefSeq and is a predicted model, not a curated record. Gene Ontology annotation, cellular component: nucleus. NCBI's taxonomy places the organism in Eukaryota, Metazoa, Arthropoda, Insecta, Diptera, Drosophilidae. Gene Ontology annotation, biological process: regulation of transcription by RNA polymerase II.
CGCCACCGCCUGCAGGCUCCAUGUUGGCUCAAAUGGUCGAGACCAACUCCCCGCCGGCGGGUUACACGCUCAAGAGAUCGCCCAGCGAUCUCGGCGAGCAGCAGCAGCCACCCAGGCAGAUCUCGCGGUCGCCGGGCAACUCAGCCGCCUAUCACCUGACCACCGCCAUGCUCCUGAACUCCCAGCAAUGCGGCUACCUGGGCCAGCGACUGCAAUCGGUGCUCCAGCAGCAGCACGCCCAGCAUGCCCAGUCGCAGAGUCAAACGCCCUCCUCCGAUGAUGGCAGCCAGUCGGGAGUCACCAUUCUGGAGGAGGACAGGCGAGGAGGAGCCGCAGCCGCAUCCCUAUUCACCAUCGACAGCAUUCUGGGCUCCAGACAACAGGGCGGAGGAUCUGCCGCCAGCCAGGGAAACCACAUCGGCAGCAAUGGCAACCAGAAUGGACUGACCCCGAACGGCAUCAGUUUGGGACUUAAGAGGAGCGGCGCCGAGUCCCCCGCCUCGCCCAACUCAAACUCCAGCUCCAGCGCAGCCGCUAGUCCCAUCCGACCGCAGAGGGUUCCUGCCAUGCUGCAGCAUCCUGGCCUGCACCUGGGUCACCUGGCGGCAGCGGCGGCGAGCGGUUUCGCCGCCUCUCCCUCUGACUUUUUAGUGGCGUACCCCAACUUUUAUCCAAACUACAUGCACGCGGCUGCGGUGGCACAUGUGGCCGCUGCUCAGAUGCAGGCGCAUGUGAGUGGAGCAGCCGCCGGAUUGGCGGGUCACGGGCACCACCCGCACCACCCCCACGGACAUCCGCACCACCCACACCUGGGCGCCCACCACCACGGCCACGGGCAGCACCACCUGGGCCACCUGGGCCAUGGACCGCCACCGAAGAGGAAGCGUCGCCAUCGCACCAUCUUCACGGAGGAGCAGCUGGAGCAACUGGAGGCCACCUUCGACAAGACCCACUACCCGGAUGUGGUGCUCAGGGAGCAGCUGGCCCUCAAAGUGGAUCUGAAGGAGGAAAGAGUUGAGGUGUGGUUCAAGAACCGUCGGGCCAAGUGGCGCAAGCAAAAACGAGAGGAGCAGGAGCGCCUGAGGAAACUGCAGGAGGAGCAAUGUGGCAGCACCACCAACGGCACCACCGGAAACAACAACACCAACGGCGGAAGCGGCACCACCAGCUCCACCGGAAACGGUUCCGUGUCCGUCAAAUGCCCCGGAUCCGAUCACUAUUCCGCGCAACUAGUGCACAUCAAGAGCGAUCCGAAUGGGUAUAGCGAUGCCGAUGAGUCCUCCGAUCUGGAAGUGGCCUAAGAAGGGGCGUGGCUCUGGGUGUAUAUAUGGAAGGAUAGACAUAAGUUUUAGGAGUAUUUCUAGGGCCAGUUGAUCAUGUCGGGGUUUAUAAAUCAUUUAAAAUACAAAAUACAUGAUUAUUUUCUAUUAUUUAAAUGAUAAAACAAACGUAUUUAUUUAUGAAAUUGUUUAUACGACUGAGUACUUAAAUUAAAUAGUUCAAAGAGCAAAUUGACUUUGCGAUAUCGGCCCUUAGCUCAUAAGUUUUGUUUUGUAAAUAGAAAAGAAGACAGACCCAUUUCUGAACAUUUUUUGUUACUAAGUUAUAAGUUGAAAAACGGAAAGAAAACGCCAGAAGAACUAGAAAAGUAUCCUAAUUACAUUUAGUAAAUUCUGUACAGUCACCUAAUUGUAUGUAAAGAUGUAUGUGCGCGAAUGUAUUGUAUCAAACCAAGUGUGAAUGCAUUCUGUGGUAAUUGUUUCGUGUCCUGUGUCCAAGUCCAAAGUUUAUUGCAUCUAGAAUACAAAUCUCCAUAAAAGAGUUUUGAUAAUUAAGAUAAACACACAUACCAUACUAGACGAAAGUUAAGUGUCAUUCCUCAAACGAUUAAUUCUAAUGUUAAAACUAACUUAUUGAAACCGAAAAUAAAACGAAA